AGUCUUAGAAUAUCUGGUGAGCUUUGAUGACUUUGAUUCCAUGGUUUCCCUUUGAUACAAUAACAGUAAUAAUAAUAAUAAUAAUAAUAACAAUAAAAAACACUAUCACACACCAAAAACCCAACACAGAAAACACUGCCUCUCUCCUCUUUCUUUCUCCUCCUUCCUCUCUCUGAAGAACUAAGUCUACGUCAAUUUUCAAGUUCGGAAGAGGCAUGCCAGGAUCAUUAGUCUGGCGAUAUACAUGUCUAAUGAUCUGAAGCUAUAGACAAUCCCACCAACAACUUGGAUAUGCAUGAUCAAGGCAUCAUCAUCAUCAAAACCAACUGAACGCAGAUAGGAGAUCAUGAACAGAAAAAGGGUCGCUUGGGAACACCUCGUGUUUCAAAAGCAUUGAAAUAGCCAUAACAGAAGCCUCAGAUAUAUAGAAACUCAGUAUUUGAAGUCAUUGAAGGAAAACAAGUAGCAAUGGAAGAAGAAUUAAAGAUCGGUGAUCAAGAAAAGAUGGGUGGAUGUGAGGACCAAGCUGAUAACACGCCUUUGAUGUCAUCCUUCGAUUUGAAUGAAGAAGCAAGCAGCGGAGAGGACAUCGGCACUGUUGAAGUUAGCAAUUCUGAUGCUGAGAAGAGAACAGAAGAGAAUUAUGCUAAUAAUGCUACGUCUGCAGGGAGAAAUGAACGUAAGUCCACAGUAAGGCAAUACGUUAGAUCAAGAAUGCCUCGGCUACGAUGGACUCCUGAUCUCCAUCUCUCUUUUGUGCAUGCCGUUGAAAGGCUCGGUGGACAAGAGAAAGCAACUCCCAAGUUAGUUCUUCAGUUAAUGAAUGUGAGGGGACUUAGCAUUGCUCAUGUAAAGAGUCAUUUACAGAUGUACCGAAGUAAGAAGCUUGACGAGGCCGGCCAAGUGCUAUGCCAAACAUACAGAUCAAUGCAAGGAAGAGGUUGCAUUCAAAGCAAGUUCCACCAAAUGCCAGUCAAUCCUCAACAAUGCUUCAGAAUGGAGAGUGGUGGGAUUGUUUUAGCCAGAAAUUCUACUGAGCAUACUUUUGGCAACAGCCUUUUGCACUCUUCCCUCUUCCAGAGACCAUUAAGUAAUAAAACCAGUUUCUCAAGGUGCCAGCAAUGGGAAGCUGAUAAGCAUGGAGUAAGUAGUUUGGCAAGAAAGGAUCUCGGACAAGGAUUAGACACAAGUACCACCGAAAUAAGGCCAAUGAGACCUGUCAGAUUUCUAGAAGAUCGUCGGUGGCCUCCACUCGAAAUGGUUAAAAAUAGAUGGAAAAUUAUCAGAAAUAAUCCCACCAGCGUCACCUGUACUAAUAGUUGCUCUCCACCUCAAGCACAUCAAAAUAGUUCGUCGCCAAGGUCGUUCGAGACAACCUGCUACUGGAAGCCAAAUGAAGGCAACUCUGGAAAUGACAUAAAGAUAAAGCAAUCCUUAUUCAAUUCGUCACUCUCCAUUGGCAAUUUCAAUAGCUUUAAACCAGAGUUUGAGCCCCCAUUUCGGGUUGAGCUGAAUCAUGAUAAAAUGUUGAAGGACAAGGAAUGGCUGCCUGAUCUGCAACUGAGACUGAGCCAAAGAGUUGGAAUCAAAGACCGCAAGACUCACUGUAGAAGCACACAGGAAAUUAGCACCAAGCUUUCACUUUCUUGAUGGCCAUGAAGACAGUGAAAUUUUUAUAGAAACUUAGUCUAUAUAUACAAUAUUUUUAGCAAGGCUUAGUACUUAAGAAUAUCUGACUAUGUAGAGAAAAUCAUAUAUAGGAUUAGUACAGAUUUUUUUAAGUACUUGUCCCUGGAGUCACUUAAGCAUUAGUAGUCUUUUCUUCUUUGUUUAUUUUCUUAGAAUGUACGUUCUUCUUGUUAUCAGUGUGCAGGUGGUAAUUGAUUCAGUUUUGGAUGAAAGCAAACGCUAAUGUAUAACUUUCCCCCCCUUUUUCUGAACAAAAAGGGCAGUGUGUUUGUGAGUGA
Molecule: messenger RNA, 1967 nt
Organism: Populus euphratica (Euphrates poplar)
Lineage: Eukaryota; Viridiplantae; Streptophyta; Magnoliopsida; Malpighiales; Salicaceae
Exons: 8
Coding region: 469-1650 (393 amino acids)
Molecular function (GO): DNA binding; DNA-binding transcription factor activity
Source: RefSeq, a predicted model, not a curated record